AUGCCUCAUCCUCACCAAACCAGCGAAUGUCCACACCUAGAGGGCCGGAUAAUGAUGCUACCAAACAGGGCAGAGGUUGAGGCGAGGAUAACAACGACCGUGCCUGUCACAAGCGGCAUCUUCAACCAUCCAGUUGUUAUCCUCUCAAAGGAAAUUUACCAUGGGAAGGUGGCAGUUUUUGUUGUGACGAGCUUCGACGGUACACCCAUCGAGAAUCGUCAUCCGGAUCCCAUCCGACGACAAUCCUACCUCCCAAUACGUCCCGCCAGACACCCAGACACCCGCUGCGAUCUUAUUGCCGCGCACGGAAAGACGAUGAAAAAGAAUUCCUAUGUUAACAUCAAGGAUAUUCACGAAAUUCCAUUUGUAGCUCUCCGAUCUUGCUGGCGCGAUAAUGAUCUCCACCUAGAGACAACGUCCUACCAAAUACUUACCUCAGAAUUGUGGAAGCGAAAUCUUGGGGACCUGGUCAUUAGACUGGAUGGCCAUGGCAUAUUCGAGCGGUCAGGCCAGUCUGCUUCUAGCGAAGUUCCUGUUCCCGUUCGUGCCAGCCAUCAAAGCCUUCGUCGUGAUACCAGUUUUGCCAGGACAUCUAGUUCCCCUCCCUCAGCAUCCUAUGGAACAUUCACCCAAAACUCCAUGGCGUCAUACCCUCGAUCCUAUGCUUCGGUCCUUGCCAAUUCGAACGCUGCGAGAGACUAUAAUCUUCCAAGCAGGGUAUAUCAAUUCCAGCAAUCUGUGCCAGUGAUGCAUGGUGAUAUUUCAUCACAGCCAAGCCGUUUUAGAACAGAGCAGCGGCAUUAUGAUGAAGUCAAUUUGGAGACACGUUGGCCGAAUUGGCUUACAAUCAUAGCCAUCAUAUGUUUCCUGGUAGCUGUUUGGUACUACUUUGCGAAUCCGGUUGUGGAUUGA
This is a messenger RNA of Fusarium verticillioides 7600, 912 nucleotides long. RefSeq lists its product as hypothetical. The coding region runs from base 1 to 912 and encodes 303 amino acids. The record is from RefSeq and is a predicted model, not a curated record. Lineage: Eukaryota; Fungi; Ascomycota; Sordariomycetes; Hypocreales; Nectriaceae. The transcript is spliced from 2 exons.